AUGCCUCAAACACAAUUCAAGCUUUCCAAGUUAGACGGCCAUACCCGUCGUAUUGUAUUUCCAGACCUUCCAACCUGGGAGGCUCUUGCGUCCAGGUUGGAGCACCUUUAUGCUAUCCCACUCGACAAAAUUGGAGUUUCUUACAUCGACAAUGACAACGACGAAAUCACUCUGAGCUCAAACAAUGAGCUACAGGACUUCUAUCGACUGUCUCAUCGUUCUAAUGAAGUCAUCAAAUUUGCUGUUCUCGAUUUAAGGUCUUCUCGGGAUGGGCAGAAGUCUGAAGCCCCACCAAAUCGAAACACCUUUGGCCACGAAUCUUUUGACCUUGACGAUGACUGGCAGCGCCUCCCUACCAUUCACGGCAUCUCGGACUUGUUUCUGGGGAGGACUCUAGGCGUUGAGAGUCCUCAUGCCUUCGUCGAAGUCAUCGACAGUGACGCUAACAAUGAUGAAUACUCUGCUGUUCAACCAACCUGCGAGAUUCCAAAGUCUGAUAAGGGCAAGGCAAAGGAUGUGUCAAGCCCCAACGGAACAGUGGCUGCUGCUGCAGCCUCCACUGUUUCCAUGAUUGCGGAGGAAUCACCGUUCAAGCAUCCCAUCCAUGUCUACGACCUCCACUCUCAAAAUCCAGCGUCAUCCAGUUCACCACCACAAAAUACAAACAAUAACAUUACCGCUGAAAGUACCCCGAAAGCUAAUGCACAAGAUCUAAAUUCUCGUGAGCCUCAGGAGAGCUCCAGGGUGGACCUGCCUGCUUUGCCGGAGGUCAUUGAGGAUCCUCCUCUUCCAACCACUGGUGACGCAGUCAAUACGUCUCCGUCCCUUUCACAUGACAUUGCCGCUCUCCUUACAUCGUUGACCACUGUCGUUUCAGCUCACCCAGAACUGUCGGAAGGUCUUCGCAAUAUCAUUCGCAACGCUACAAGUGGCGUAUACUGGCAGGUUCAUGGCGAGGCACUAUCACAGGCCGUGACUGACAUUGCACAAUCUGUGGAACUGUCCUCAAACGAGGUGCGCCGUAACGUCGAAUCAGAGGCAGAACGACGGAUUUCCGAGGUGCUCGGAAGGAUGUUGAGAUCACUCUCAGAAGGGCAGGCAAAUCCUACCCCUGACCUUCCUGCUAAUCCAGUAACUGAUGACUCAAGACACGGAGCUCAGCUAUCGGCAUCAUCAGCAUGGUAUGGACCUCCCCGUGCAAAUUUUGCCCGUCACCGUAUGCGAGGUCACCCACCGAUUCCGGGUAUUUCAAAUACACGUCCAGGCUGGGGGUUUUGGGGUGGCCCCCCUCCAGUCCGUGCCCACACUUAUCACGCCCACGGACCUUCGUUCCGUCACGGUUCUCCUCACAGCACCGCUGUACGCAAUGACUAUCGUCAUCACGAUUCUCAGGAUCAUCAAAUCCCCGUUCCACCAGGCCCUCCCCCUCCUCUGGGCUCACCUUCCCAGAUAUCCCCUGUGCUACCUCCUUCGCCAGCACCCAACCCCCUUCCCAAGGUAACCCCUCCUGCGCCUACCUCAACGUCCCCCGUGGAACAGCCACCUAUCAGUGGCCCUGCCGCUGCUGAGGAAUUGCGCCCUCCUAGGCCUCUUCCACGACCGAACAACUUCCCACAUGCUGGUAACUCACCUCACGAUGUUGGUUUGGCUCCUUACGACUUCCCUCCCUUCUAUUACAAUUCUUCUGGUGGGGCGUACCCUCCUCACUUACCACCCCCUCGGGGUUUCAGCACAAGCCACCCAUUACCACCACCACCGCCGCCGCCGCCGCCACAUUCCCCUUGGGGAUUUAGGGCGUACAACCCCAGGCCGCCAUCGGGGUCGUCUGAACCUUCUAAGCCGUCGCCUCAAGAGUUGCGCGCUCAGGUUGAGGCAGCUAAGCUCCUUUAUAAAGCCGAGAAGGAGCGAUACCGCCAGGAGAAGGAGGAACGCAAGAAGGACAGGGACCGCAACAUUGCCAACAGCGAAAAUGCUGCCAUACAGCAUACUACAGAACCGCAACCAGUGCCCUCCACAUCAUCUCCUCUAGGUGAUAAUUCUGCACCCGAGGUUCCUGUACAAAUUAUCAGCAAUGCCAGGGGCCCUUACCCUCAGUUGGAAAUGUUUAGUGUUCCGCGUCGACACAACACUCAUCUUGGUCACGGUUCAUCUCACAAACGGGGCGAAAAGACCUCUGAAGACUUGACCGCCCGCGCGUUGAGCCGAAUCACCAAGCGGUUGGCAGAUAUCAAGGCGCAGAUGCCUGCCAACGGCCUUAUCUCCAAGGAUGAGGAAGAUAAUUUGGUCACCACACUGCUGGAAGAGCUUCUUGCCAUGUCGCCCAAGCCCGCCUUCGCGUCUGGAUCAAAGGAGAAGGAUAUUCCUGGUGCAUGGCACUGAGUGGUCGUAUUGCUUGAGAACUUAUGUAAGAAUAUGAAUGUCGUUUGUACAUGUACAGUAGAACUAUGGUUAUGAUUGUG
This is a messenger RNA of Laccaria bicolor S238N-H82, 2459 nucleotides long. RefSeq lists its product as uncharacterized. The transcript has 4 exons. The record is from RefSeq and is a predicted model, not a curated record. The coding region runs from base 1 to 2379 and encodes 792 amino acids. Gene Ontology annotation, molecular function: protein binding. NCBI's taxonomy places the organism in Eukaryota, Fungi, Basidiomycota, Agaricomycetes, Agaricales, Hydnangiaceae.